GAUUAGUUGAUUCUAUUGCCUGAUUUAUACAUGUGUGGCUUUAUUUUUACAUACGCAGAUAUUACUUAUGUAAAGCUAGAUAAAUGGCAUUACAGGUUUCUAGUAUAAUUUUGCCAAGAGCUUGAGGUGAUAAGUAUUAUCGCAGAAAAUUUAAGACAUUCGUAAUGACCAAUAGACUACCUCACUGUCCAAGGCCCUAGAUCACGUGGCCGUGGUAGGCCUAACAAGCACUGGCUGAACGUCGGGAAAGCGGACAUGGAAGAGAACAAUCUCACACCUGAGGAUGCGCAAGACCGGGCAAAAAGUGGAGAAGAUUAAGAAGGAAAGCGGACCCUGGCGCUAGGCCGAGAUAACGCUAGGUUGAAGAAGAAGAUUCGUAAUGAUCUUCCACUAGCAAGGAAUCGCAAUGUUUCUGUUAAUUUCUCAUGAGGAGAUAUAGUGGUUCUCAUAAUAGUGUCCUGCUUUUUAAUGUAAGGUGUCAUAAUUGUUAAAAACUUGUACGAGUAGUACGUUUAGAUAAGUAAUUUCGGUAAUCUACAGGAUAGAUUUUGAAUUCAUUCAAUAAAUUGACAUGGCUUAGCUGAUUUAUUUUUAGCAUCCCAUUCCUUAUAUAACACUUUACGGCCCUUUCCUUUCUUACUUAUUUAGUUAGUAUUUCUUGCGCUUUAUAAUUUAAAAAAAUAACGUACCCUGGCGUGUAUGGCCAGCUUUAGAUCGGAAACCAGAUGUACCAUCAGGUUCAAAUUUGCAUGGACAAUUUAUGAAUGAUUUCAUUCAUAACUUGUCCAUGCACUUUUGAACCCUACUUUACAUCUUACUUACAUCUUACUUAAUUAAUACAAGAAUACAAUUCUUGCCUUCGGCCUCCGUAAUAGCUGUCUCACGUAAUAACACGUUUCACGUAAACCAUUGCGGCUGUGUCCCUAAAACAACCUGACUGCAUUUUUGUCUUUAAAUCGGACUCACACUUGACUGUAUAUUUCUAAUAGGUUUUCCUGGUAUCUUUAGAUAAAGAACUAUUUUGUGUUUUUUUUUACUGUAUUUUGUUUGUCCAUUUUUUUUAAAUAUAUAAUGCAAUAUAAUUUGAAAAACUUUGUGUUUUAAUUUUCUUAUUUACCUCCUAAUAGUAGUCAAAAUUCAAUCGUUGACGUUACAUCCAUCUUUGGGUCACUGUCUUACAUAUGUGUACCAAAUUUCAACUUAAUUGGUCCAGUAGUUUCGUAGCAAACAGGCUGUGACAGACGGACAGACAGACGCACGAGUGAUCCUAUAAGGGUUUUUUUUUUUUUCUUUUUGAGGUAUGGAAGCCUAAAAAAAGGGAGUCAAAACUGCUAAUGAAACAUACAAAAACGAUGUCAUGUGAGGUACGAGUAGACUAAAACGGUAUACAAAAAAAAGUUAGAAACAUUGAAUUGCUGGAGGGAUAUAUCCUCAUUAUAAAGCCCACGACCGCUGAAAGAUCAGCACGGUUUGGGGAUAAAGAAAUAACUUGCACUAGUUCCCGGUCACAUUUCAUCACUAGCCGGACUAUCUGAGACAAAAGCAAAUGCCACGCUAUAUUACCCACUAAUUGUGAGCCUCGUGCGCUGAAUACAGGAGAUGAGACAAGUACUAGUGUUAAAAUCUUCAUUACCAUUUUAAUUGUUCACCUCUAUUCAUCCAGUAAUGACAUUGAUGGUUUGUUUCGGUAUUACCGAACAGCAUAUUUUAACACAAACAAAGCGCCUUUUAUAAGACGAGUUACUUUCAGAAAAAUGUCAGUAGUGUUCCAUCGAUCAGCUGGAAAGAUGAUUUUAAAAAGUUUCCUGGCAGCUAUAGUGUUAUCUUUUGCUUGGAUAAAGUCAGUUGCGGGCGGCACGUCGUACUCAAAUGUUUACAUGCAAAGUGGUCCAAGUUUGGGUUUCUACGGCCCUGCGGCUUUAAGAAGUGCACAACUCACGCCUCUAUCUGCUGCGCCUCUCAUGUCAAGUUUGUUACCGCCUUGUGUAUCACCGUGUGUCGUUCCUACUCAACAAGUGGCUGCAUUAACACCAGUAGCAACCAGUAGUGCCAAUUUUGUCACGUAUAAGUCUCCGAUAAGAGUCCCAGUUGUUGUAGCGCCGAGUAAUAAUGAUGCUACGAGCUACGAGUAUUCCUAUGUGGUUUAUGAUGAGGACACUGGUGAUCAAAAAGCUCAAAAAGAAACAAGUGACGGCUCCGUAGUGCGGGGACAAUACUCACUAAUUCAGCCUGAUGGAAAUAUCCGAGAGGUGCAGUACACUGCUGAUGAUCUUACAGGAUUUAACGCAGUUGUUAAGAACUUUUUACCCGGAAACGAAGCUAAAUCUAUCUCACCAUGCCCUGAAAUAAAAAGCGAACCGCUAAAAGAAGCUCAAGAGAAAAAAGAUGAAGCACACGAACUCGAACCUGAAGUUCAUGAAGAACAACAUGGUCAUGAAGGUGAAAGCCACGAAGAACAUGAGGCCCAUGCAGAACCAAAACAUGAAGAACAUGGUCACGAAGAACAUGAAAGUCAUGAAAGGCAAUCAGAACCUGAAAAGCAUGACGAUCAUGGAGGUCAUGGAGAAACCAAAAGUCAUGAAGAGCACGGGGGACAUGAGGAACAUGAAAGUCACGAAGAACCCGCGAAACAUGUGAGCCAUAAGGAGCAUGAAGAGCACGCAGGGCCAGAGGGUCACGAAGAACACGGCGAAACUGAAGAGCACAAAUCCCAAGAAGAGCACGCAGAACCAGAAAGCCAUGGAGAAUCUCACAUUGCUGAAGAACAUGGGGGUGAAGAAAAGGAAAAGCCGAGAGCAACACAGAGUGUUGAAGUAUUACCGAUCGUUUCAGAUGCACUUGUUUCUUACAACGACGUCAUUAAGUGCAUACAAUCUGCCAUUAAUCGAGCGAAUACGCCACAACCGUUAGCUUCUCCACUUACGUACAUUGUAUUGAAUAAGCCCUGUUAAGUACAGCUGUUUCAUAAAUCUUUUUUUUUUUUCAAAAUUGAUAUUACCGUCUAGUCUCGGAGUCAAAACUUUAUGUUACCAUAUUCCAUACUAUAACUUAUACUAUUUUUCAUUUGAAGUUGUAUAAUAAAAUUACAGAAAAAAGUUACUGGAAUUAAAACUGUAACAAAUAUCAUAUGUCUUCAUUAUUACAAAAUAUGCCUGAUACUGCUAAACUUGGUUUAAUAACUUCAAAUCUGCAUGCUGAUAGCCUGAUUACGUACACCAUAUAAUUAAAUUAAAUUUUAAAAUAUUCAACAAAUCAUUCACACAGAACCUUUAACAACUAAGUAAUGAAUUGUUAUACUUGUUUUCUCUACUAGUGAAUUUACAUGUAGGUUAACAACGGUGCACAUAUAUAAUCAAUAAUCACACACUUGCAUUUAACAGAUCGAUCAAUGUCUUGUCAAACCUCUUUACAUACCUAUUAUGUAGGUACUUACUUAAAACAGAUUGAUUACGAUAAAACUGUGAUAGCGAAAUUUGAUUAAAAGCACCACUCGAUGCGUAGACCAGAAGCCAAUCGUUAACGCUCCGUAGCGAACGAAACGCAAUUCUGACACUAUCGCACUAAUAUGGAAAAGUGAUAGAGAGAGAUGACUACGCUACGCUACGGAGCGUUAACGAUUGGCAUGUUGGCUACGCGGGCUGGUCAUGUCACGUAUCGACUGUAGAUUCUAAUGUCUUUAAAAUUCAAUGUCGGCAACUUUAAUUGGGUUAAAUAUCUGAUCAAUCAAUAUGCCUUAAUCUUAAUCAGAAAAUUAAUUCGUUUUAAAACUACGGCAUUUUUUUAGAAAUGUAUAUGUUGAAAUUUGUGCAAGAUUAUUUGCAGUAAUGUCUUUGGAACAUACAAGACAAGGUCUAAUUAUGUAAAUUUUUAGACUUGUGUUUUCGCCAUUUCUUACCGCGAAACACAGUGAUCUAAAUAUUUCUAGGACGGAAGGUAACACUAAAAUAAUAACUGUUUAAAGAAUAAGUAAUGUCACACGUCAUGACGUUUCAGUUUAUAUAUAUAUUUGCAAAAAAAAAAGAAUAUUCAUGUUUCGUUAGUUUAAUCAUGAGUUAAUUUUUUUAAAUAAAAUAAUCAUCAAUGAGUAGAUGAUGUUUUUUU
Molecule: messenger RNA, 4101 nt
Organism: Cydia pomonella (codling moth)
Lineage: Eukaryota; Metazoa; Arthropoda; Insecta; Lepidoptera; Tortricidae
Product: sarcoplasmic reticulum histidine-rich calcium-binding protein-like
Exons: 4
Coding region: 1755-2951 (398 amino acids)
Cellular component (GO): extracellular matrix
Source: RefSeq, a predicted model, not a curated record